Molecule: messenger RNA, 876 nt
Organism: Funneliformis mosseae
Lineage: Eukaryota; Fungi; Glomeromycota; Glomeromycetes; Glomerales; Glomeraceae
Source: the annotation of a GenBank genome assembly
AUGGAGCUAUCUAGUAGUAAAGUAAACUUAUUACGAAUACUGUUUUGUGGAAGGUUUAUUAAUAUUGUCUUCAAACAAAACAGCUAUAGUGAAGCAAAAUACAAUAAGCCUAUUUUUGUAAACACAAAUCAUGUGGUUCGUGAAACUGAUGUUCAGAACGCUUUACAAACGAAUGUUUUAUUUAAUCUGAACGUUGUCUUGGAAAAUGACAGUAUUGUGUUUAGGUCACCUUCUGGUUCAGAUAUGAACGGUUCGGGUUUAUCAGACUUUGUUGCAAAAAAAGGAGAUACUACCAUUCUUAUAAUCGAAGUCAAGAAAAUUUUGCCUAUUGGUAGGAAGUCAUCUAUAGAAUUUUUUCAAAAUGAUUCCAAAGGGAAAUGUGUCAUUUUACAAACAUUUAGCUAUAUGGUCGAUAAUAACCUUUUAUAUGGAAUAAUUACAAUGUAUGAUCAAAAUUGGUUUCUUCAGAGAAAAGGAGAUAAUCGUAAUCAAAUAUUGAUUUCAGAGACUCUAUCUUUUGAUAAUAAUAAUCUAACAGUAUUAAAAGCAUAUGCUUAUCUAGCCCUACGGGCGAAACAAAAUCAUUAUUUUCUGAAGCCUAACCUUAUAUGUAUACCAAACACUACACUUCAGUCUAGAUAUCUAAUUCAUUCAAUUACGGAAGAUGUGGAAAAACGUCUUGAUGCGAUUUUCAAGAAGCUGGAGGUUUAUUGCAUUCUCAAGGACAUCCAGGGAAUAUGUAUACCAAAAUUAGUAUACUAUAGUUAUCUAUUGGAUAGACCGUACUUCAUCAUAGGAACAACUUUUGUUGGUAAAUCAUUGGAGAAGUUUAAGACUAUUACCAGAAUGCAAGAGCAAAGGCUUAUAAAGCGUUAG